GAACACAACGUGGUUAUCACUGAAUUUUGCUUCUGAAGAUUCGAUACUAUGAUUUAUGAAUUGUGAAUUGCAUUACUAUCUUGUGUCUACUGGGUAUUAGCGUUUGCACAUUAAAAUUUUACACCGGUACGGAUUGAAUAUAAGUUGAAUAACCCGAAAUUCUUGAUAUCUUUUAUUAGUAUACCUAAUAUUUUUUUUCAAUAAUAAUUCAAGAUAUUAUUUUUUUCAGUUUUGUCAUAAUUAAUAAUAAUAUAUUUCUUUACAAUUCUACUUUUAAGAGAAUACAUUAACCUUUUCUAGUUAAUUUAUUGAAUUAUUUUUUUAUCUGCUAUGGCAAGUGUAUGCCGAAUAUUUUGUCAGAACAUUAAAAAUGUGUCGUUAUCAAAGAUAAUUACAACAAAAUUACGAAUGUCUUCAAAGGAAUUUAUUCGACUUUAUAGUCAAAGUGAUCAACAAGAUAACAAUACUCUUAAACAUGGUGCUUUUGCUGAGUUUUAUGAAAAAACCAAAGAAAACAAACAAGUUGUUAAAGAAGACCAAGACUUUGAAGUGCUAUUGAGAGAUUCAAAUUUUAUAAAUCUUGGUGACCCUGAAGGUAAACAAGUGAUCGGAACAAUAUUUCAUAUUGUUGAUAAUGAUUUAUAUAUUGAUUUUGGAUGGAAAUUCCAUUGUGUUUGUACAAGACCUAUUAAAAAUGCAGAUUCUUUUGUACGAGGAUCACAAGUAAAAUUAAGAAUCAAAUCCUUAGAAUUAGCUACCCGGUUUUUGGGUUCUGAAAAAGAUUUGACUCUACUUGAAGCAGAUGCAGCUCUUUUAGGUCUUCACAAACCAUUAAGAUAUUAGAAAAAACUAUUCAUGCUUUUAUCUAUUGUAAAAUUAUAUUAGCUUAGCAAUUUUUUGUAUGUUUAUUUUAAAACACUUGUAAAUUAUAAGUUUAAUUUAUGUAAAUUAA
Molecule: messenger RNA, 952 nt
Organism: Rhopalosiphum maidis (corn leaf aphid)
Lineage: Eukaryota; Metazoa; Arthropoda; Insecta; Hemiptera; Aphididae
Gene: mRpS28
Product: 28S ribosomal protein S28, mitochondrial
Exons: 3
Coding region: 331-843 (170 amino acids)
Cellular component (GO): mitochondrial small ribosomal subunit
Source: RefSeq, a predicted model, not a curated record